Molecule: messenger RNA, 2409 nt
Organism: Pristis pectinata (smalltooth sawfish)
Lineage: Eukaryota; Metazoa; Chordata; Chondrichthyes; Rhinopristiformes; Pristidae
Gene: osr1
Product: odd-skipped related transcription factor 1
Exons: 3
Coding region: 187-1137 (316 amino acids)
Biological process (GO): regulation of transcription by RNA polymerase II; embryo development; urogenital system development
Cellular component (GO): nucleus
Molecular function (GO): RNA polymerase II transcription regulatory region sequence-specific DNA binding; DNA-binding transcription factor activity, RNA polymerase II-specific
Source: RefSeq, a predicted model, not a curated record
AAUAGGAGGUGGUUCGAGGGGUCUGGAGGAGUCGGUCUGUGUUCGGCAUCUCCCUCCGAACAGAAGGCGAGCUGCACCACUGCUGCUCAAGGGCCGUCUGACACGGUCUCCGUCGCUGUUGGCUGGUGCCACCAGCCCCCCUAUAACCCCACUUCGCCGUCGCAGCGCCAUCUCCGAGUUCAGAGCAUGCCAACUUGGGUAUGCGCUUGUGCCACAGCCGCCGCCCCCUCCAGCUCCACAUCUGCCAUUAGUUCAAGCGAGAAAGCGGCGACCCUCGCAGCGCCCGAGGAGUUCCCCGGUGCAGGUUUCUGCAAGUUGGCCAGGUCUCCUGCAACAAGCGCUCUACCUGCGAGCACCAUGGGCAGUAAGACUAUUCCGGCUCCAGUGCCCAUUCACCCAUCGCUGCAGCUGGCGAACUACGCCUUUCUCCAAGCUUCCAACGGCAUCCCUACGCCGUCAGAGCAGCUGCACAACCUCUAUGGCUUCAGCACCCUGCACACCGUCCACCUCCACCAGUGGACCCUGGGCUAUCCUCCGAUGCCUUUGCCCCGGUCAUCCUUUUCCAAAGUGCCCGCUGUUUCGGCUCUGGUAGACACUCGGUUCCAGCUGCCCACCAUCCCGAUCUUUCCCCAUGUAUUCCAGCCCAAGCAAGAAGCAAGCAAUGUUCCAAACAAGACAAGGCCCAGGUUCGACUUCGCCAAUUUGGCCAUUGCAGCCACCCAGGAGGAUCACCCUAAGCUUGGACAAAUAGACGAACAGUGUUCUCCUUCGGCCAUUGGUUCCCUGCUGGAUGUCACCAAGCUGUCGCCGGAAAGGAAGCCCACCAGGGGCAGGUUGCCGUCCAAAACCAAAAAAGAAUUUGUCUGUAAAUUCUGUGGCAGGCACUUUACCAAAUCUUACAAUCUCUUGAUUCACGAAAGGACCCACACCGAUGAACGGCCCUACACGUGUGACAUUUGUCACAAGGCAUUUAGGAGACAAGAUCACCUCCGCGACCACAGGUACAUUCAUUCCAAGGAAAAACCCUUCAAAUGUCAAGAAUGCGGCAAAGGAUUUUGCCAGUCCAGAACAUUAGCUGUUCACAAAACACUGCACGUGCAGGUAAAAGAGCUCAAAACCUCUAAAAUAAAGUGCUGAGCACACGCCUGCAGACGGGACUUUGAGUGGGACUUUAACGAACGCCUAUAAUGUGGACAUAUCUGUCAAGUUUAGAAGCAGCAUAGACUAUAUCCAUUCUGCCGCCGUUCUUUUCUGUUAUUUUAAUUCCAGUACGAACAGAUUACCUGUAGCUGUGGGAUUCCACUCUCAGAAGACCCGUGUCGUUUUCUAAGGGAGAACAAAAACCUAUUUGUUUCAGUAGAUCCCCUCCCACGAUACAAAGGCUGAUGAACUCUGUCGCUCUUCUUAACGACCUCCACCGUGAACCUGGGAGUUGGAAGGUGCUGCCUUGCCUCCUGGGUUUAACAGGAAUCUCCGCACAAAUGCCCCGAAGUGUGGCAGAACGUGUAAUUGAAGAAGCAACUCUGAAAACCCAUCCCCUUGUCUGCAUUGACCCGAACCCCUACAAAUGCGGUCAGUGUGUGAAUGUUUUCCGAAGGAAUUGUGACCUGAGGCACCAUCGCCUCGUACAGAACCCUAAAAACAAUCCAGGAAUCGGAAAGCCCUGGACUGUGGACAGAUGUUGUUUGAGUUCAAUCCGCCAAAAUUUAGGGUAGAGGAUGGAACAUUUUUUUCAAAUUUCGGCUUGAAGCCAAAAAAAAAACACAAAACAGCAGAGAGGGGGAAAAGAAUGUGGAAACUUUUGAUGUUUGAAUGUAUGAGGAGCAUCUGACUGAGGGCUGGGGUAUUGUAGGAAUACCUGUGUAAUGUAGUAAGGAGAGUCAAGCGCCACAUAUAUCGCAGCAAAACAAAAUGCAUCGACGGGGACUGCUGUCCAGUCCUGAUGCAGGGUUUCUACCCGAAACGUCGACGAUUCCUUUCCUCCCACAGAUGCUGCUCGACCCGCUGAGUUCCUCCAGCAGCUUGUUUGUUGCUUCAGAUUCCAGCAUCUGCAGUCUCUUGUGUCUCCAAAACACACCGAUAAACCGUGGAGGGAUCAAAAUCUGCACCGCAAUGCUGGCUCGUGAUCUGCAUUGCCUGAAACAGGACAGAGGCAGACUGAGCUGUGUAGUGGGAGCUGGAAACAAGGCAGAUUGUUGAUUGAAACAACUUUUUUUUAAAAAAAAGCAAAAUGGACACAGAGUCGCGCAAGUUAAGAACAUUUUAAACUACAUUCCAUUCUCCGUGUUUUUUUAAACACACACGGUUCUUUGUAAAUGUUUUUGGCACUUUACGCUAUUUUUUUUUACUAUUUUCAUGUAUCACUGGAUUUCUAAUCUUUUUAAACGAAUAAAUUGCCAUUUCCUAGGC